UCAAGAUGGGUUGUAUUUUACAUUUGGCAGUUAUUUUAUGGACAUAUUCAUGCAAAAUACAAGGACUCCAACAUGUGUUUGUGCAGCAUGAAAAGGACUUACACCUGGAUGUACAGAAACCUGUUGAACUUGACAAAAAGACAGAUUUAUUCUGGAAAUUUAAUACCAGUAAUUAUGUUGGUAAAAUCGGUUAUAGUACAGAGGCAAUAUUAUUUGAUGGCUAUGAAGGAAGGGCUGAGUUGUUUAAACAAAAUUACUCCUUGAUCUUAAAGACUGUUCAGCACAAUGACAGUGGAGAUUACAUUGGAAUAGUGACUGGAGGACAAGAACGAAGGGUGGCUGAAUACAAGGUCACAGUCCAAGAUCCAGUGUCACCGGUUGACCUGACAGUGACCUCCAGCGGCUCAGACUCCUGUAUCAUCACUGUGACCUGCAGCACAGCGGACUUAAAGAUCAGCAGAACUUUUAGAUGUGAUGCCCAAAACUGCUCUCAGGUGGAAGAAAAGAGUUUGAAAGCCACAAAAAACUUUUCGUCUCUGAUCAUUUACCUGCAGCAAGACACCAUCGUUUGUAACCAUAGCAACCAAGUGAGUUGGAAACAGAGCAAGGUGACCAAACUGCAGUGUGAGCCAAAGCCAGAAACCAACAAUACUGUUGUGAUUGUAAUUGUGAUUGUGAUUGUGAUUGUUGGUGUAAUUCUUGCUGCAAUCGUUUAUUCUCGUCAGCGAAAGAAAGGAAUGUAUGACAGAGAAAGCAGAGAAAACACAGUGUAUGCAGUUCCUGAGGUUGUAACAACACCAUGUUUGGAACAGAAUCUAGGCGGUGACGCUUCAGUUAGCGCUUCAACAUCCACGUACUGCUUGGUGGGGUCUCGUGCUGGACCCACGGGAUCCACAGAGCCCAAAGACAAAGCUUUGCCAGAAAGCUUGUAUGCACAGAUACAGAGUCAUCCGAGGUCUAAAACAUCUUCGGGAUCCUAAAACAGCUUCCUGCCUCAGUAGAUUUUAAUAUGAGCAUUGGCGCCUUUAUGCAACAUAUCAAUUCAAAAGCAAAUGACUAAGUAAAAACCAGGAAUAAGAAAUGCCAAAAUCAUAAUAAAUAUGAACAACUGAGAAUACUGUCACCUUCUGUGAUUGGCAUUAUUGUGGUAAGAAAUAUAGUUGGAGAUUCCUUUGUGAGCCUCUGGGUUUUUGACUAAUAUUCUGCUCAACCCGAUAACAUGUUAGCUUUUUUCUAUGUGAUAUGCUAUGGAAAUAAAAAGCUGAGUUACUAGUGUGGCUAAUCAGAUGAGCUAUUACAUAUACAUCCAGCAAAUUCUUAGACUCAUUAUGAUCCAUCCCAAAAGACCUGGUUGCUUGUAAGUGAGAUACCUUGUUGAUGCUAUUUUGCUGUGUGGUUUGUUGAUUGUAACUGACAUGUUAAUUACUGGAUGCAGGAACAUGAAAAUAUAUUCUUCUCACCCCUUAAUGUAAUGAGUACUGAUAUUUUACUAGUCCAAAAAAAAGCUAUGCUUCUGGUGACCCCGUGGGUGGGCUUCAGAUCUCCCAGUCAUAUUUUUUUAUAUUGGCAAACUCAGUAACCUUUGCACUAACUUAAAAACAGAUUUUACGUGGCACAGGGAGCCACACAUGCUCAUCAGUGUUUUAAAACAAAAUCCCCCCUCAAACACGUGUGUCACCAGAAGCAAACAUGAUUCAUUAAGCCUUAAUGUAAGAAAACUCUCUUAAUCAUGUUGUAUUCUUAUCUGCUUUAUCAUGACAGUGAUAAAUGAUACAACAGUGAUUAUACUUCAUUGCCUGUUAUUUGUCAAAGGUCUAUUUAAAC
Archocentrus centrarchus (flier cichlid) is the source of this 1824-nucleotide messenger RNA. RefSeq lists its product as uncharacterized. The record is from RefSeq and is a predicted model, not a curated record. Gene Ontology annotation, cellular component: membrane. Bases 6 to 980 code for a protein of 324 amino acids. The transcript has 6 exons. Lineage: Eukaryota; Metazoa; Chordata; Actinopteri; Cichliformes; Cichlidae.